Hibiscus syriacus is the source of this 468-nucleotide messenger RNA. RefSeq names its product NADPH-dependent aldehyde reductase-like protein, chloroplastic. NCBI's taxonomy places the organism in Eukaryota, Viridiplantae, Streptophyta, Magnoliopsida, Malvales, Malvaceae. Bases 1 to 420 code for a protein of 139 amino acids. The record is from RefSeq and is a predicted model, not a curated record. The transcript is spliced from 2 exons.
AUGUUAAAAAAUGUAAACACAAGAGGGGCAUUCUUGUGUGCCAAGGAAGCUGCCAACAGGUUGAAGCGCGGCGGCGGUGGUCGGAUUAUAUUAAUAUCAUCAUCGGCUGUAGCUUCAUUGUGGCCGGGAUUCGGAGCAUACGCUGCAUCUAAGGCAGCAAUCGAUGUUAUGGUAAAAAUACUAGUAAAGGAACUCAAAGGAACCGGUAUCACUGCAAACUGUGUGGCACCAGGGCCGACUGCGACGGAGAUGUUCUUUACCGGAAGAAGUAAAGAAGUGGUGCAGAGGUGUAUCGAUGAAUCUCCGGAUAAUCGGCUUGGUCGGAGCAAAGACGUCGCACUAGUUGUCGGUUUCUUGGCUACCGUUGUUAGGGAGUGGAUUAAUGGAGAAACCAUUCGCGUCAACAGCGGCUGUGCUUGAUACAUGUUUGAAUCUGCAUUGUAUGUUUGUAAGUAUGGAGUAUGCAUC